AUGUCUCUCGCGCAUAAGGUUGUGAAACAACAAUUGAAUGAAGCAAAGACGACCAUUGUAGCUGGUGUAGAUACUGCAGGCUACGAAUCUCAUCAACUGAAUAGUCCAACGGGAAUCUUUGUCGAUACAAAUCUCGAUUUAUAUGUAGCAGACCGCAUGAAUAGUAGAAUUCAAGUAUUUCAUUUGGGAGAAACCGAUGGAAAAACAAUAGUAGGAACCAGGUCAUCAGAUAUUACAAUUUCACUCCGGGGACCUUAUUCCAUUGUACUUGAUUCGGAUAAAUAUUUCUACAUUGCGGACUACACGAAUGACCGAAUAAUUGCAUCAGGACCAAAUGGCUUUCGACGUUUGCUUGGAUUUAAUAAGAUUGCAAGUAAUAUGUAUCAAUCGAUCCGACCAACAAAAGUGAAUUUUGAUGUUCAUGGAAACUUAUUUGUUUCUGAACUGUACAAUCGUCGCAUUCAAAUAUUUGAUUUACAAAACGAUUCUUGCGUAAGUGUUCCAUACACCAUCCAAACAACGUAUUCUUCGGUUUUAACAAACGGCCAUCCCCGAUUUUCCCGCACCUUAUUCAAUCCCCGAAACUAUCACUACGAAGCCGUAGAAGUAACUGUCCAUGAGACCGACUUCUACAUUCUCACUGCUAACAGUAGUGUUGACCUUUAUGGUCAUGUAUACAAAGAUGAUUUUCAUCGAUUUAACCCAUCGAAAAAUCUAAUUGCAUGGUUUGGUAAAUGUUGUCGUAAAGAUCAGUUUAAAUUCACACUUGAACUUCAAGCCAACAUGAAAUAUAUUCUAGUUGUAACAACAUACGAUCCGAAUGUAACAGGUCCAUUCUCAAUCAUCACUUAUGGUUCACAUAGACUUAACCUUCGACUCAUGGGUGAUUCGCCCGUUGGAAACUUACUCAUGGGCAUGGAUUCUGUUUGCAAUCGUCACAUCUAUCCGGUUACUGUUAGACUGAUGAACGACACUCGAUAUAUAUAUGUUGUGACAACGUGUGAGCAGUAUCAAACAACAGGUUUCUUGAUCAACAUCUUUGGCAGAAGCCAUGUUCAUUUUCAACCUUUCAAUAUUUCACCGAUUAUUCAUUCAAAAUAUUCUUCAAACUUAACAGUAGUUAAUCCCACAUAUCGUAAGGAUUGCCUCAGUGAAUCUUACUACUAUGAAACUGUAAGACUAACUAUAUUCACAACUGCAUACUAUACUUUUAUGGGAGACUUCAAUCAAGGCAUGGACAUGUACAUUUACAAAAAUCAAUUUGAUCCGUGGAAUCCAUUCGAAAAUCGUGUAAAAAACAAGACUUUUUCCUGUGCAACUCUUUCUCGGAUAACUCUUUCAGCUGAGCUUCAAGCUAACACUACAUACAUAUUACUUGUGACAACUAUGGAACCAUUGCAGACAUCAUCGAUAUCGAUUACGGUAUCUGGACCAGCAGAUGUCACGUUUGAACGCUUUAUUGAUAAUUCAGCUUAUUGUCAUGUUGGUGUUCCAUGUGACCACCAAGCUAAAGGCAUUGGUUUAACUCUCGAUGAUAUUCUGCGUCUUGAACUGAAACGAAAUGCGACAAUAAAUGAUCAACCAUUCGUUAUCAAAAUCAGUGCUGUUUUAACAACGAUUAUGCUUUUUGUUGGUGUCAUUAGUAGUGCUUUCUCACUUUUAACAUUUCAAAAUGGAAAUUUACGAACAGUCGGAUGUGGACUGUAUCUUCUAGCAUCAUCAAUUACUUCUCUUUUAACAAUUACAAUGUUCGCCAUCAAGUUUUGGUUUGUUGUUAUCACACAAACAAACAUCUCCAUUGAUCUAUCGGUUCUUCAAGGUGGUUGCAAAUCGAUUGAAACUCUUCUCAAACUUUUCUUCUAUUGGGAUGCAUGGUUGAAUACAUGUAUUGCCGUUGAACGUGCUGUGAAUGUUUACAAAGGAGUGAGUUUUGAUAAAGAAAAAAGUAAACGUUUCGCGCGAUGGAUCAUAUUCAUUUUACCAAUUUGUAACAGUGCCACAGCCAUCCAUCAACCUUUAUAUCGUCACAUGUUUUCUUAUAAAAAUAAGGGAGAAAUAUCCAUCGACCCAUUGUUUGAAAUCCCACAAGGGGUUGUAAUAGGUACGGAUACUUGGUGUACAACUUCUUAUUCACAAUCAAUUGAAAAUUAUAACACAGUCAUUCUAUUUAUUCAUCUUCUCGGUCCAUUCAUUGCCAAUUUUUGUUCUGCCUUAUUCAUCAUUAUCCGAAGUGCACGACGACGAGCAGAAGUUCAAAAACAACAGUCGUAUAGAAAACAUGUUCGCGAACAAUGGAAAGAACACAAACACCUUGUCAUUAGUCCUACGAUUCUCCUUCUUCUCUCAACACCACGUCUGGUCAUUUCAUUAUUAUCUGGAUGUGUGAAUGUCACUAAUCAUUUAUGGUUAUAUCUUUGCGCUUAUUUUAUCUCAUUUCUACCAUCGGUACUCAUUUUUAUUUUAUUCGUUAUUCCAUCGGACUUGUAUCGAAAAACUUUUAAAGAAUCAUUCUUUCGACUUUGUCGAAGAAAACGACGAUCCAAUCAAGUUUAA
This is a messenger RNA of Adineta ricciae, 2553 nucleotides long. Lineage: Eukaryota; Metazoa; Rotifera; Eurotatoria; Adinetida; Adinetidae. The record is from the annotation of a GenBank genome assembly.